Molecule: messenger RNA, 1566 nt
Organism: Neurospora tetraspora
Lineage: Eukaryota; Fungi; Ascomycota; Sordariomycetes; Sordariales; Sordariaceae
Exons: 4
Coding region: 1-1566 (521 amino acids)
Source: RefSeq, a predicted model, not a curated record
AUGGCACCUUCCAAAACCCCCGACUUCCCCGAGGAGGUAUGGCGUCUAAUCAUCCAACACGGAGUUACCAUAACGGCAACCUCAGAUUACCGCACAUGGGACUGCUACCACUCCGACGAGGUAAACGACCAGCUCCGCUACGAUCCAACCACCCAGUUCAACCACCAGCGCUUGAGGAGGGACUACAACGCCAUGCUCAACCUCUCGCAGACAUGCCGUUUUUUUCACGACCUUGUCGCCGACGAGCUAUACCAGUACAUCGUGCUCUGCGACGACCACGGCAUCAAGCGUGAAAAGUUAGCACUCUUGUUACGAACCUUGCUUGAGCGCCCCGAGAUCCGCGACCGGGUCAAGCAUAUCACGAUGGUACCCUGGUUUGGCCUUUACCUUUUGAAAGGAAAGGAUAUCAAGAAAAUGGAUAUGCAAGCCCAGGGCAUCAUCGACACCGCUGGUCUUGAGCUCGCCAACCUGCCCAUUAAUCGUAGGGUAAAGAAGUCGACAGCGUGGCUUGAGAGGGCGCUUGCCGCGUUGGUCUGCCUAUCGACUGGCCUUCGAAGCCUGUCGAUUCAGGAUCCUCCCCCAGCAUCUGGCUGGAAAUCGGCGUGGAUGUGGUCGUUCGAUGUAGACGGGUUCGAACGCGUCAUUCGUAAUAUCCGGGAUCUCCCUACUUCACAGGGAAAGAUUUUUCAGAAGCUGGAAGCGGUUUCCGUCUUGACGACAAGGUCCAAAAACGAUUCCAAGGAGGCGUUCACCGUCUAUUCCUCUCCGCGCCUGACUGGCUUUCAAGCGCUUGGGUUCCUCAGCAUGAAGGACUGGCAUCGCUUGGCUGACUUCCGGUCAAUUUUGGUCCACCUGGAUAUCGGUCACCUCUACCCACAGUUGUUCCAUGUUAGAUGGAUUGGCCUCGACAAGCCCAACCCGGCUCGGGCCCGCGAAGCCGCGCAGUUUAGACGUAUUUUGUCGACAUUCAAUCGACUCAAAUUUCUACGAAUCUCUUAUACUCUCCUUAUCGGCCACCUGGAAGAGGAGACCAAGAGAUUUGGAGACAUGAUAUCCGAACUCCUUCCUCAGUCCGUCGAAGAUUUCCAGAUAGCGGUCUUUAACCACGGGGGUCUUGGGUCAUGGACAUGGGAGCUGGAGCAGAAAGGAUACUGGUUUAACUUUCGCGCCACACACCGUGAUCUCCGGAAAUUUGGUAUAUUGGUCCACCAGAAGGGCAAUUCCCGGGACCAAUCCGAAUUCUGGAUAACUAGACGGUCGAUCAACUUGAAGAGGCUCCGGACAUGGCUAGCUUCAGGGGAUAACUAUAUGGAUCCCAGCGAACCAUACCACGCGUAUCUCGAAUAUGUCGGGUAUCCCAGUGAUCGCGAGGAUGACGAGGAAGAUGCGACGGAUAACGCUACGUACGAUGGCUAUUGCCCCCGUGGAACUCUACAAACCCUACAGGCCCAAUUGGAGCAACUAGGGGUGGACUUCCAGGUUUCUACCUUCCAACCUCCGAUGUUUCGUAGAGGUAGUGACGAAUUGCCUGGCGGGUCGGAGGGAUAUGUGCGCCGGCUCAUAUGA